UGAAUGAGUUGAGCGCUCGAGCUGCGCUGGACGUUGCCAGGCGAAGUGAGUGUCGCCGAGGCCACUACAGUUGGCCUCUCGCUGGCCCAGCCCAGCCCACGGGUCCCGAGUGGAGAACACGAGCACCGCCGGGCUCGCUGGCGAGCUCCCAGGCGGGGCGCCCCGGCCUCUCAAGGAUGGCCGAGCGAGGGUUACCCGGGCGAGCAGGACCCACGGAAAUAACUGGUAAUAAGACCUCUGUAGCCAUGGCUAGUUCUGACGUGAAACCAAAAUCAGUAAGUCAUGCCAAAAAGUGGUCAGAAGAGAUAGAAAAUCUGUACAGAUUUCAACACGCAGGAUAUCGAGAUGAAAUUGAAUAUAAACAAGUGAAGCAAGUUUCUAUGGUAGAUCGUUGGCCAGAGACAGGAUAUGUGAAGAAACUUCAGAGACGGGACAAUACUUUCUAUUACUACAACAGACAGAGGGAAUGUGAUGACAAGGAAGUCCACAAAGUGAAAAUUUAUGCUUACUAGCCUUACUUCUUGGUAUUACCUGCCAUUAUCUUUUUAAAAAUAAACUGUUUGAUUCUA
Messenger RNA from Mesoplodon densirostris (Blainville's beaked whale), 569 nucleotides. RefSeq names its product meiosis/spermiogenesis associated 1 (gene MEIG1). The coding region runs from base 177 to 512 and encodes 111 amino acids. The record is from RefSeq and is a predicted model, not a curated record. Gene Ontology annotation, cellular component: nucleus. The transcript is spliced from 3 exons. Lineage: Eukaryota; Metazoa; Chordata; Mammalia; Artiodactyla; Ziphiidae.